Messenger RNA from Caenorhabditis briggsae, 1371 nucleotides. RefSeq names its product Protein CBR-SQV-1 (gene Cbr-sqv-1). The transcript is spliced from 6 exons. The record is from RefSeq and is a predicted model, not a curated record. Gene Ontology annotation, cellular component: cytoplasm. Gene Ontology annotation, molecular function: NAD+ binding; UDP-glucuronate decarboxylase activity. The coding region runs from base 1 to 1371 and encodes 456 amino acids. Gene Ontology annotation, biological process: D-xylose metabolic process. NCBI's taxonomy places the organism in Eukaryota, Metazoa, Nematoda, Chromadorea, Rhabditida, Rhabditidae.
AUGGCCGCUCGUGGAGCAUGCGCGGCUCUUGUCAUGAUCUUCUUGCUUUUUGUUCUAAUAUCGCACACAUCGAACAAGUCAAUAUCCAGCGAUAGUGUCGUGGAAACGAGAGAACGAAUGAGCAAUGGUCUGGAUGAAGAGGGACAGGGUGAUGCGCCAGUGGAGAACAAUAAAAACGCCGGAAUCUCGGAUGACACGGUCUCCUCAUUAUUGGAACGGAUCAAAGUGCUAGAGGACGAACUAUCAUCAAUGCGAACGAGAAUGGACGAUGCGGAGAAUCGAGAAGGCAAUAAUGGGAUUCCGGAUGAGAUGGCCGUGCCGUUGCCGACGACAAAAUCGUUCCCAUCGGUCCGCUACCGUAACGAGGAGACCCGAAAACGAGUCCUUAUCACUGGCGGCGCCGGAUUCGUUGGAUCUCAUUUAGUGGAUAAAUUAAUGCUAGAUGGACAUGAAAUCAUCGCUUUGGAUAAUUAUUUUACGGGUCGGAAGAAGAAUAUUGAGCACUGGAUUGGCCAUCCGAACUUCGAGAUGGUCCAUCACGACGUCGUGAAUCCAUAUUUCGUAGAAGUUGAUCAAAUUUAUCAUCUCGCGUCACCUGCGUCUCCACCACAUUAUAUGUAUAAUCCGGUGAAAACUAUCAAAACCAACACUUUGGGAACAAUUAAUAUGUUGGGAUUGGCAAAACGCGUAAAAGCUACCGUACUCCUUGCGUCCACCUCCGAAGUCUACGGUGAUCCAGAAGUCCAUCCACAACCAGAAACCUAUUGGGGACAUGUCAACACUAUUGGACCACGGGCAUGCUAUGAUGAGGGGAAGAGAGUAGCCGAAUCUCUGAUGGUUGCCUAUAACAAACAGGAAAAUGUCAAAAUUCGAAUUGCAAGAAUUUUCAAUACAUUUGGACCGCGGAUGCAUAUGAAUGAUGGGCGGGUUGUGUCGAAUUUUAUCAUUCAGGUGCUACAGGAUAAGCCGAUUACGAUCUAUGGAAACGGUACCCAAACCAGGUCAUUCCAAUACGUUACGGAUCUCGUGGAUGGUCUUAUCGCCCUCAUGAAUAGUAAUUACUCCCUUCCCGUGAAUAUUGGAAAUCCCGAGGAACACACAAUUGGAGAAUUCGCCACUAUCAUCCGGGACCUGGUUCCUGGAUCGACUAGUGAAAUUGUGAAUCAAGAAUCCCAACAGGAUGAUCCACAACAACGACGUCCAGACAUCCGGAGAGCAGCGGAACAGAUUCAAUGGAGACCACAAGUACUGAUGAAGGAUGGUCUUUUGAAGACGAUUGAGUAUUUUCGAGCAGAAAUUGAUCGGAAUAAGCGGGGAGGAAAACCACCGCCAGAGCCAGUGCGGCAUGGUGGUCUCGAGAGUCGGCGAUAG